This is a messenger RNA of Lingula anatina, 934 nucleotides long. RefSeq lists its product as uncharacterized. The record is from RefSeq and is a predicted model, not a curated record. NCBI's taxonomy places the organism in Eukaryota, Metazoa, Brachiopoda, Lingulata, Lingulida, Lingulidae.
UAAUAUUCCAGACACCAGAGCACCCCGACAACUCCGAUCCAUGCGUGUUGUUCAGACAUAACCCCAUGGAAUGCGUGAAUGACGAAGGUCUGGCACACAGCGGCGGCGCGGGCGGCGAGGUCGGUAUCCUGGUCUCGGCGGAGGGUGACUGGAGCCGUUGCUCGGUCACCUGCGGCCGUGGGUCCACGUUUCAGGAGGUGAAGUCGUGUCGAAGGCUUGACCAUAUUGAAUUAUACUGCAAUACCACCAAGAAAUAUCGUAUCUGUUUCUUAAGACCGUGUGGCACCUGGAGCGAAUGGGAGCCAUGGGAACCGUGCAGUGCCACGUGCGGUGGAGGAACGACUUUUCGUGUCCGGAAAUGCGUGGGCGGCAACGACUGCUUCGGUCCGUCUAGACAGCAGAUGCCGUGUAACACUCAUGAAUGCCCUUACUUUGGUGAGUGGUCGGAAUGGUCAGAAUGUGACGCCAAAUGUGGCGGAGGAAGACAAACAAGGACCCGGAUGUGCCUACCAGCUGGAAGCGUGUGUAUCGGAAGAACCACUGAGAUACGCUCGUGUAACAAUUUCCCAUGUCAGUAUUGGACAGAAUGGAUAGACACAGACGAUCCGUCCAAGGACGGGGAUUGGGAGGUGGACGAGACGCCGUGCGAUCACUCCGGGAUCGUGUCUGAGCCUCUCAAAGCAGAGUGCCGUCUGGUUAAGACAAAACACCCCUGGGACUCCAGCGGCCUGAAGUUCUACAUACCGUGCUCCACCUUCGGCAUUGUCUGCAGGAACGUGGAAAACGACCCCAACUGGACCCCUGGGGAUGACCCCAUAUGUCACGAUUUGGAAAUUCGAUACCUGUGCUCAUACCCUUAAAGCUGCGACACACAGGCUAGGGGACCUCUCUUUGUGCAUUCAAUGGGGCCAUUCAGAAUAAAAGAUUCGAGUAU